GAACUACCGAAGGAACUCAAAAAUCAAGAUCAACAUCUGAACUCACUGCUAUUCCAAAUUGCAAUUUAACGAUCGAUCGCCAACAACGUAUCCAUCGUCUUCGACGACGAAUCUCGUCGAGAACUCUCUAUUGCUGGCGUCGUUACUUUCCCAAACUCUAGAAUGCAUUCUUAUUGAAAUUUGUGCAUACACGAUGUUUCAGAGUUUUUCACUUGGAGUCGUGGAGUAAUGAGUAUUUGGUAUUUGUGACUGACGAGUAGAAAAGGCAAUAAUGGAAGAUCAACGUUCUUUCAAUAGCCCUAGAAGGACUCUUAGUUAUUCUAGAAACAGGGGAACAACUUUCUCUGUUUUUGAAGCAGACAACAAAAGGGCUUCAGGUGUUGGUGUUUCAGGAGACCAUGGUCCUAACCCUUCUGAAGUUUAUGGGUUUGUAGGAGCCAUUUCAACUGUUGUUGCCACAGUUAUUUUCAUGGUAUGGGCAUAUGUUCCUGAUCCUUGGUUACAUUCCAUUGGUAUCUUCUACUAUCCUAGCAAGUACUGGGCAUUGGCACUUCCUGCUUAUGCCAUGGUGAUCAUUGCAACAAUCUUCAUAUUCUACAUCGGCCUCAACUUUAUGGCAACUCCACCUCCAUCAUCAUUCAACUCAAUAUUCGAUGAAAACAGCAGAGAACCAGUGUGUUGUGAUCCUGUGUUGGAGGAAGAUGAUCGACCCAUUGAGCCUUACUCUGAUAUUGGAAUUGAUCAGAUCAAUGAACUCAUGUUCAAAGACUGGAGAUAAUAGUUACCAAAAAGAUAAGAUGAUUGAUUGUUCUCAAAUGUAUGCAAUUAUAAUUCUUGAAUUUCUAGUAGUAUUUGUAUUUGAAGGCUCGCAGAUGGUAAUUUUCAUCAUACAUGUCAUUGAUUGCCCAUAUUUUUACACUUUA
Messenger RNA from Lactuca sativa (garden lettuce), 923 nucleotides. Its product is annotated as phosphatidylinositol N-acetylglucosaminyltransferase subunit P. Lineage: Eukaryota; Viridiplantae; Streptophyta; Magnoliopsida; Asterales; Asteraceae. The record is from RefSeq and is a predicted model, not a curated record.